CGCACCCUUUCACACUACAUAAAACUGGCGCGCUUAUUGGUAGCUUUGAGUAAGUUUCUGACUUUUCCAAAAUUUGUUCGAUGAAUUGGUGUCAAGUUGCGCUCCGUUUCUAUAUAAAUAAUAUGUGUAAAGAAUAAACGUGUAAAUGCAUUUUUGGAAUAUCUUUGAACGUUUAUAUUCCCUGAGUUUUACAGUUUUCGUAAAAUGAAUCGCUCGAUAAACAAUGCUGUCAAGCCGGGAAGUAGUAACGUCAUAUGUACACCGCGGACUCCGCGAAUGCAACAACGACAGAGAUUCGAUUUAAGUACCAGGCCGGAAGAAAACGAAGAACUUGAUAUUUCAGGAUUACACGAUUUGACAGGUCAAACAUGGAAUGUUUAUGCCGUGUCUGCUCUGUUUGGUUUCCAAAAAGAUGAUGUCCAUCUCAAAUUAUAUUCCAAGAGGUUGAGAGAAGAAAUCGCAAGUAACUUGACUCGCGAAAACGUUACUUAUGACGCAAAGAUUUCUCUUGAGGCAAAUUGUGUUUACAAACCAAAUCACGAAAACCAUCCAGCCAUCAAGAUCGAGGUUCUCGCCACAACAAAUGACCAUGAAAGAGAUACAGAGAAAUUUAUUUAUAAAGGAUUUCUUUUAUCCUGGAGUGCAACACAGAGUGAGAUAAAUAUACAAAAUGUCGUGAGAUUGCCUCUCCUGUUGUGUUGCGGUACUCGUAGUUGUAUAGAUGCAGUGCACACUAUAUUCAGCCAGAUGUUUGACUGCUCAAUAAUUGCGCUGCCGGCUACAGAAGAGGACUUGAAAUGGCUUGUUCCUAUUAUUAUUAUGUCUACCAACAGAGACGAAGAGCCCGCAGUUUCUGGCGAACUUCAGAUGGAGUACACGGUACCAGAAUUACCAGUUACCAGUACCAUAACAGUUAAAUUUGAUAUCUCCGAUCUGAGGAAUAUAUUAUCAGCGAUUAUCAAGACUCAAGAGGACGUGGUUAAUAUAUUAUCUAUUGAUCGGGAACACGUCGAAAUGUUUCAUGAAAUUUUACACACACAGAUGCGAGAACUUGGAAGCUUGCAGUUAGGACUCUGCACGUUGCAAAGAAUCAACUUGCCAGGAUUGUCAAUAAUGAAUAACAAAAUGAAGGUGAUGAAUGCGGAAACUAUGGAUCGUAUAUUAAUAUAUUACAAUGAAAAGGCUUAUGAUACAUUUCACAUACUGCACAUCGAUAUGUGAAUGUUUGUUAUAAUAAUUGUUGCUUUAUAAUAUUAACUCGAUUCACAGCAAUUAUAUUAUUUGUAACAUUAAAAUACAUAAUUUAUAUAAUUUUACAUAGCGUCCCUAACAAAACACAAACUAUUAUUGUAUUAUACUGUUUGUAAAAAAAAAAAGACAACUACUAAAAUGUUCAUAUAUUAAAUAUACAAAGUGUACAAAUAUAGAGUGUAUUCUGUUUUAUUUUAUACAGUCAAAUAUCUAAGAAUCACACUUGGUUUUAGAAAAAAAUGUUUCGUACAAAAGUGAUACGAUUUCGAGGAAGACAUGGAAUAGCGUCGUUGCUUUGACUUUCGACAGUUUGUUUGAAGAUCGUGCGAGGAUCGCUUUUAAAAGACCUGAAGUUUACAGUAUCACAUUAACGUUACUCAUAAUAUACCGCGUAGAGAUUGCGCGGUCGAAUUUACACUUCUGGUUGUGCGUGCACGCACCGUAUCGUGGCAGAGAUUCUAUGCAAUUUUCUGCAGAAUACAGCGGCGAAUUGUAACGAGCGAGUUCGACUCCGUAUUGAGCGGAAUGGCAACAAUGUUGCUGCAAAAUACGUGGUUCAAAGUCAAAAGCUAUCGUGAAAGAAGCUGUAAAGUCCGUGAGUGCGAUUACUUCUACGCAGUGCACCUUAAAUAACAAUACCGUAUGUUGUAAAUCCCGAGCUUUGUAACUCGAAUAGUAUUUAAUGGAAAAAUAUUUCAUUUCAAUGUUUUGAGAAUCUUUCAAAGUAAGCUAUAAAAAUAUGAUAAAAUAAUAUAUGUGAUAUAUAUAUAUAUAUGUGAUAAAUAAUAUAUGUGAUAUAUAUGUGAUGAUAAACAAUUUAUCCAAAGUCAAAACAAUAACACCCUCUUAUUUCUCUCUCGAUGUCACAACACUUUUGUAUGAUUUUUUCCUAAAUUGUUAAUACUUUGUGAUUUUCAAAUGUUUAAUUUUAUAAAAUAAAAAGAAUUUGCGUGUCAAGUUGACCUCUUCCGGUUCAGAAAUAAAUAAUUGGUAUCGAAAAAAGAGGCGUUACUGAACAAGAUGUAUUGUGUUUUUUAAAAUUAAUUACAGACGUUUCGACUACGACUGUAAUUAAUUUUAAAAAACACAAUACAUCUGCAUUCUACCUGGCAACUUGUUCAGCAACGCCUCUUAUUUCGAUACCAAUUAUAAAAUAAAAUGAGACAUUAUGUGAUAGGACAAAUAGUGUAAUUGAAAAUAAUUUUACAUGAAAAAAAUAAGUCAAAAAUGUAAGAGUUUUGUGGAAAGAUGUAGUUUUCAGAAAAAUCAAUUUUCAAAAAUUAAAAAAUUAACGCAUUUA
Pseudomyrmex gracilis is the source of this 2551-nucleotide messenger RNA. Its product is annotated as centromere protein L-like. Bases 205 to 1221 code for a protein of 338 amino acids. The transcript is spliced from 5 exons. The record is from RefSeq and is a predicted model, not a curated record. Lineage: Eukaryota; Metazoa; Arthropoda; Insecta; Hymenoptera; Formicidae.